Molecule: messenger RNA, 3120 nt
Organism: Hemisphaericaspora subhashii
Lineage: Eukaryota; Fungi; Ascomycota; Pichiomycetes; Serinales; Debaryomycetaceae
Exons: 1
Coding region: 1-3120 (1039 amino acids)
Biological process (GO): endoplasmic reticulum to Golgi vesicle-mediated transport; intracellular protein transport; COPII-coated vesicle cargo loading
Cellular component (GO): endoplasmic reticulum exit site; COPII vesicle coat
Molecular function (GO): SNARE binding; zinc ion binding
Source: RefSeq, a predicted model, not a curated record
AUGUCAUAUCUAGCACCACCACCAGGUAUUGGGGGUGGAAUAGGUAGACCAAUGAGCCGACAAGGAUCUAGAGAAAACUUAAAUGAAGUUAAUUCUCAUUUACAAGCAUUAGCAUUAGAUUCUCCAUCACAAGGUCAUAAGAAAAAGUCAAAAAGAACAAUGAGAGCAUAUCAUUCCGAUUUCAAUUCUCCUAUUGGAAGUACUGUAGGUAGUCCAAUCCCUUCUCAUGCAAAUACUUUUACUGGUGUACCUAGUCCAGGGAUUCCAUAUGGAUUUCCAUCUGAUCCACUUGCAUCACCUCGACCACAACAACAAUUACAAUCACCCUAUCCUGGAGUUAGUCAACAAUUUACCCCACCAAUUCAACAAUUCCAACAUCAACCCCAGCAGCAAAUACAACAACAACAACAAUCAAUAGGCGGCCCACAAGUAGAUCAAUUUCAUUUACAAGAUAUGACUACCACCCAAAAUCAAGGUCGUUCAAAUGAUCUUUCAUUACAAUUACACAGAUAUCAAGAUCAAAAGAAAUACAUCACCCCUGAUGAAGAAGGUAAUCUAAAACCAUUCUUAACAUUUUCAGAAACAAUCCCACCUGAAGCUGGAACCCAAUUCCAAGCAAUCGAUCAAGGUACUGCCCUGUCAAAAUUCAUGAGAUCAACAAUGUAUUACGUGCCUGAAUCUGAACCAGUUCGAGCAGCUACAAAAUUACCAUUAGCAAUUACGAUUCGACCAUUUGCACCAUUACUCCUGACUGAAGAUCCAAUCCCCGUAGUUGAUUUCUCUCAACGAGAUCAACAAUCACAAAUUUCAAUAAGUGAAAGUGAUAAUGAUGGAUCAGAAAAGGAAAAAGAUCCAUUGAGUAUUGGUCCACUUAGAUGUCGUCGUUGUCGAUGUUAUGUAAACCCAUCGAUGCAAUUCACUCAUACUCAAAGAUUCGUAUGUAAUAUUUGUCAAUUCCCUAAUAAUAUCGUUCCCGAAGAAUAUGCUUCAUAUUUGGAUAAUAAUGGUUAUAGAUUAGAUAAAUUUAUUCGACCAGAAUUACAUAAAAGUGUUUAUGAUAUUCUUGUUCCUAAAGAAUAUAAUUUCGGUGGCGCUGGUGUUGAACCAAAACCAAUCCAUUUUGUGUUUUUGAUAGAUAUAUCUGAAAGUAGCAUCAAACAGAAAAUCCCCCUUUUGGUAGCCGAUGCAAUCAGAGCAACAUUAUUCGAUUUUGAACAAGAAUAUCAAGAUCAAUUACCAGACGAGAAACCAAAAUUAAAAAUCGCAAUUGCGGCAUUCGAUAAACGAAUCCAUUUCUUCAACUUAUCGCCCAAUUUAGAACGUGCCGAAAUCUCAAUCUCCGGCGAUUUAGAAGACCCAUUCAUUCCAUUCCAUGAUGGACUCUUUGUCGAUCCUGAAGAAAGUCGAUUCGUCAUCGACGAUGCCCUAAACUACAUCGAACGAUUCAGUAGUGAUCCAGAAAGAAUAUUUGACCCCGAACCGUGUUUUGCCGCCGCCUGUCGUACCAUCAUGAUGUGUUUGGAUUCAGUUGGAGGUGGGGGGAAGAUUAUUUCAAUCUUAUCAAAUUUACCAACUUGGGGCCCCGGGGGGUUGAAAUUCAAGGAUAAUAAAGCCGUGGGAAGGGUUGCUGUGACAGCAGAGGCCGAGAAGAGAUUAUAUACUCCUGAUAAUGAAUAUUAUAAGACUUUGGCCAAGGAUUUCAUUUCGAAAAAUGUCGGAAUUGAUGUGUUUGUGGUUUCACAUGUUCCCGUAGAUCUUUCAAAUGUGGGUUGGUUAGCUUCUGUCACGGGAGGUGAAGUGACUAGAUGGGCGAAUUUCAAUUUUGAACGGGAUGCCAGGAGUGUGACUGCCAAGAUUGUGGGUUCGGUGAAGAAAUUGACGGGAUAUCAAGGACAAUUGAAAUUGAGAUGUUCGAAUGGAUUACAGGUUGCUCAAUACUAUGGGACUUCUUCAUCCAUUGCUGAAGCGAAUUCAAUGGUGGCUGGGACAGUACAGGAUCCAAUUAUACCUGUCUUGAAUCAAGAUCAAACUUUUACGGUUCUUUUAGAAUAUGAUGGGAAAUUAAGUACGAAAUUAGAUUGUCAUUUCCAAGCGGCAUUAUUAUAUACUGACCCCAAUGGAAUUCGAAAAGUUCGAGUCAUAAACCUCGUUCUUGCCGUCACCAAGAAACUCGAAGAUGUAUUCCAUUUCGCCGAUGAAAACGCAAUCGUAACCACCAUAGUCAGGGACACCCUUUCUUUCAUCGGUCAACAAACCCUCCUCGAACUCCGUGAAGCUUUGAAUAAUAAACUAGUUGACGUUUUCGCAAGAUAUAGAGCUAUGAACGAAUAUGACCACAAUCUGGCUGCCAUCAUGACUAAUAAACUCCUAUUCCCCGAUCUGUUGAAACAUUUACCAACUUAUAUCCUAUCCUUCCUCAAAACCACGGCCAUUAGAGCCCAGCAGAGUGUGAAUUCAGAUACCCGAUUAGUUGAUGUGUUUGCGAUGUUGAAUAUGCCAGUGGAGAGAUUGAUGUAUCAUCUCUAUCCCGCUUUGGUUGAAUUACAUUCCUUAGAACUGGAAGAAGGACACUGGGUGUCGGAAGAUCGGGAAUUUAUCUCAUUGCCGGUGUAUAAAGAUCUUUCGAAUCGGAGUUUGGAUCGUGGGGUUUAUAUUUUAUGUGAUGGGUUGAAGGUAUUUGUCUGGAUUGACCCAGAGGCGAAUAUUAUGUUACUUAGGGAUUUAUUUGGAGAUUCGGUGGGGUCUAUUCAGGAUAUAAACCCCUUGAUGGAUGAAUUACCGGUUUUGGAAACGGAAAUAUCUCAACAAGCUCGUAAUAUCAUUAGAUAUUUCCAAUCCCAUCUUGUUGGAUUGAUGGGGUUGGGUAGUGCUGGGAUUCAAAUUGUGAGAAAAGGAUUAGAUGGGAAUGAAUUUGCCUUUAGAGAAAUGUUGAUGGAUGAUAGUUUUGGUGGGGCGGUGACUGCAACUAGUGGACCAUCAUAUCCUGAAUAUUUAACCAAUUUACAUCGGGCGAUUAAGGUGACUAUGGAGAGUGAUAAGGGGUCAAAACAGAUUAAGAAUUCGAUUUCGAAUGUUGAACAUGAGCAUGCAACAAUUGCUCAGAGAUAUAUGCAUUUUUAA